UCGAAAAUUUUUUUACAAAACAAAAUCAGACCAUCAGAUGGCAACACUGUCAAUCCGAAAAUUGUGCACGUGUUUUUCUUUUUAGUGAAUUUUUGUUUGAUUUUUGCUUUUUGAAAAAAAUUAUCAAAAACAAAAUGCAAAACGAUGAUGUUAUCUGGAGUGUAUUGACAUCUUCACUUUGUUCAUAUCAGAUCAAAACAAAAUCACAAAAUUUUUGCCGCAAUGAAUAUAAUGUAUCUGGUCUUUGUGGCCGUAAACAUUGUCCAUUAGCUAAUAGCCAAUAUGCAACUAUACGUGAAGAACAAGGACAAUGUUAUCUUUAUAUGAAAACAAUUGAACGUGCUGCAUUUCCAUCCAAAUUAUGGGAAAAAGUAAAAUUAUCAAAACAAUAUGAAAAAGCAUUACAACAAAUUGAUGAACAUUUGAUUUAUUGGCCAAAACAUCAAAUUCAUAAAUGUAAACAACGUUUAACGAAAAUCACUCAAUAUUUAAUUCGUAUGCGAAAAUUAGAGCUGCAAAAUCCGAAAAAAUUCGUUCCAUUAGCAUCAAAAAUUGAACGUCGUGAUAGACGUCGUGAAACAAAAGCAUUGAUUGCAGCACGUUUAGAAAAUGCAAUCGAAAAAGAAUUAUUAGAACGUUUGAAAAAAGGUACCUAUGGUGAUAUUUAUAAUUUUCAUCAAAAAGCAUUUGAACAAGCAUUAAGUAAUAAUGAUGAUAAUGAAGAAAUGGAAGAAGAAAAUGCUGAAACGGAACGGGAACUUGAAUUGGAAUUAAUGAGUGAUGAUGAUGAUGAAACGGAACAACAAACCGAAUAUGUAGCAGCGGAUGAUUUUGAUGAAAGUAGUGAUGAUGAUGAUAACGAUGAUGAUAUUGAAGAUCUAGAACCAUCAAUAACAUCAAAGAAAUCUACCAUCGCCAAAAAACUGUCAUCGAAAAGGAAAAAACCACAUGUUGAAAUUGAAUAUGAAAAUGAAUACGAACGACCAUCAUCAUCUAAACAACGAUUACAUUGAUUUUCAGUAUUUCCACGAAGGAAAUUCUAUAAAAAUUUUAUUUAAU
Messenger RNA from Dermatophagoides pteronyssinus (European house dust mite), 1059 nucleotides. RefSeq names its product RNA-binding motif protein 13 (gene Rbm13). The record is from RefSeq and is a predicted model, not a curated record. Gene Ontology annotation, biological process: maturation of 5.8S rRNA; maturation of LSU-rRNA. Lineage: Eukaryota; Metazoa; Arthropoda; Arachnida; Sarcoptiformes; Pyroglyphidae. Gene Ontology annotation, cellular component: nucleolus; preribosome, large subunit precursor.